This is a messenger RNA of Aphidius gifuensis, 993 nucleotides long. RefSeq names its product zinc finger matrin-type protein 2-like. Gene Ontology annotation, biological process: mRNA splicing, via spliceosome. Bases 241 to 891 code for a protein of 216 amino acids. NCBI's taxonomy places the organism in Eukaryota, Metazoa, Arthropoda, Insecta, Hymenoptera, Braconidae. Gene Ontology annotation, cellular component: U4/U6 x U5 tri-snRNP complex; spliceosomal complex. The transcript has 4 exons. Gene Ontology annotation, molecular function: nucleic acid binding; zinc ion binding. The record is from RefSeq and is a predicted model, not a curated record.
CACACACACUUGUAUUUUCAUGUCAUACACACCUGUGUGUCGACUGGUGUUUGCUAUUGUCAUUCGAUUUCACCAUGCUACAUUUCGACCCCCUGUUAAUUGUUAGUUAAUUUGUUUUAUACAUUGUUAUGUAUUAAAUAUAGAUUGUUGAUUAAUAUUGACAGUUUAUUAUCAAUGAUAAAUAUUGUUAUUUAAUUGUUUAAUAGUUUAUAGUGUAAUUGACAAUUGAAUAUAAUUAAAAUGGCACUACAAACCACAUUUCCAUUGAGUCAAAGUUUGCUGAGUCCUGAUGCUUGCAGGAUGAAUUGGGAUUCAGCACGUUAUGACAAGACACCAGUGCGUUAUGACAAGACACCAAUACGUCGUCUUCAAGAUGAAAUAUCUAAAAUGAAUAUUUCACCACCUAGGAAUGUUUUGCAACCAUGGAAUCCUCCUGUUGAUGAUGUAGCACCAAAAAGUGAUCAAUUUACAACUCCAUCAACAACUGAAUAUUUUCGUUGUGAUGCUUGUGAUCUUCCAUUUUCAAACUCUAGAAGUAUGUUUGAUCACAUUCAUGGAAUCAAACAUCAAAGACGUACAGGAAUGUUGAUGGAACUUGAUCGUUCAUCCUUGGAUGAAGUCAAGUCACUUUAUGCAAUGAGAAUUCAAGAAUUAGAAGGAGAAGAAAAACCAGAUGAUGAUGAUGAUGAUGAUGAUGGUAAAGAGAAAAUAAAUUUCUAUAAUUAUGAAAGAUUAAAACAACAACAUGAAGAAAUAAAUAAAUACAGAGGCAUCAAACGUUCUGUUAUUGAUGAUGAUGAUGAUGAAUAUUUUGAUGAUCCAAAUAUGAUGUCACCAUGUGCACAAAUAUAUGCUCGUUCAUUGUGUGCUAAAAAAUUGAAAUUUUGUUAAUAAAUAAUUAGCAAUUAUCAAAUGACAAAUGCUCAAACAAAGUAUGCGUACCUAUGUUUAAAAAUAUUUAUUGCAAUUUUAAUUUAAGAAAAAAAAAAUGAA